UAGGGGCGCCAAGCCCAGUCUAGACGUGCGGGCUGUGUGUCCUGGAGGUUCUGCAGCUGCAGGCAUGGCCUCUCCAGAGGACCCAGCACCCCCGCCCGAGAUACCAGAGCAGAACUGCUGGUACCGUGAGGUCCAGUACUGGGACCAGCGCUACCGGAAUGCGGCUGACUCUGCCCCUUACGAGUGGUUCGGGGACUUCUCCUCCUUCCGUGCACUCCUAGAGCCGGAGCUGCGGCCCGAAGACCGUAUCCUCGUGCUAGGCUGUGGGAACAGUGCCCUGAGCUAUGAGCUGUUUCUUGGAGGCUUCUCUGAUGUGACCAGUGUGGACUACUCAUCAGUGGUGGUGGCUGCUAUGCGGGCUCGCUAUGCCCAUUUGCCCAACCUGCGCUGGGAGACCAUGGAUGUGCGGGCCUUGGACUUCCCCAGUGGCUCCUUCGAUGUGGUGCUUGAGAAGGGCACACUGGAUGCCCUGUUAGCUGGAGAACGAGAUCCCUGGACUGUGUCUUCUGAAGGUGUCCACACUGUGGACCAGGUGCUGAGUGAGAUGGUGGAGUACAAACGGACCACGCUGCGGGAGGAAGACGCACCUGAGACCCCCGUAGAGGGCGGGGCCUCCCCGGACGCUGUGGAGGUGGGAUUCCAGAAGAGGACAAGAGACCUCUUGGGCUCUCACACCCAACUGGAGCUGGUCUUAGCAGCUGUCUCUCUACUGCUGGGUGCACUGCUUCUGGGCUGCUUCGUGGCCCUGGGGGUCCAGUACCACAGAGACCCAUCCCACAGCACCUGCCUCACAGAGGCUUGCAUUCGAGUGGCUGGAAAAAUCCUGGAGUCUCUGGACCGUAGUGUGAGUCCCUGUGAGGACUUUUACCAGUUUUCCUGUGGAGGCUGGAUUCAGAGAAAUCCCCUGCCCGAUGGGCGUUCUCGCUGGAACACCUUCAACAGCCUCUGGGACCAGAACCAGGCCAUACUGAAACACCUGCUUGAAAACACCACCUUCAACUCAAGCAGCGAAGCGGAGCGGAAGACACAGCGCUUCUACCUAUCCUGUCUGCAGGUGGAGCGCAUUGAGGAGCUGGGAGCCCAGCCGCUGCGAGACCUCAUUGACAAGAUUGGUGGUUGGAACAUCACGGGGUCCUGGGAGCAGGAUAACUUCAUGGAAGUGCUGAAGGCAGUAGCAGGGACCUACAGAGCCACCCCCUUCUUCACUGUCUAUGUCAGUGCCGACUCCAAGAGUUCUAACAGCAAUGUUAUCCAGGUGGACCAGUCUGGGCUCUUUCUCCCCUCUCGAGAUUACUACCUAAACAGGACCGCCAAUGAGAAAGUGCUUACUGCCUACCUGGACUACAUGGAGGAGCUGGGGAUGCUGCUGGGUGGACGGCCAGCCUCUACACGGGAGCAGAUGCGACAGGUGCUGGAGCUGGAGAUUCAACUGGCCAACAUCACAGUACCCCAGGACCAGCGGCGGGAUGAGGAGAAGAUCUAUCAUAAGAUGAGCAUUGCGGAGCUGCAGGCCCUGGCACCCUCCAUGGACUGGCUGGAGUUUCUAUCUUUCUUGCUGUCACCGCUGGAGCUGGGUGACUCUGAGCCCGUGGUGGUGUAUGGGAAGGAUUAUUUGCAGCAGGUGUCAGAGCUCAUCAACCACACAGAGCCAAGUGUCCUGAACAAUUACCUGAUUUGGAACCUGGUGCAGAAGACAACCUCAAGCCUGGACCACCGCUUUGAGUCUGCACAAGAGAAGCUGCUGGAGACCCUCUAUGGCACCAAGAAGUCCUGCACGCCAAGGUGGCAGACCUGUAUCUCCAACACGGAUGACGCACUUGGCUUCGCUUUGGGCUCCCUCUUUGUGAAGGCCACGUUUGAUCGGCAAAGCAAGGAAAUUGCUGAGGGGAUGAUCAGCGAGAUCCGGAGUGCCUUCGAGGAGGCCCUGGGGCAGCUGGUUUGGAUGGAUGAGAAAACCCGCCAGGCAGCCAAGGAGAAAGCAGAUGCCAUCUAUGAUAUGAUUGGUUUCCCGGACUUCAUCCUGGAGCCCAAAGAGCUGGAUGAUGUUUAUGACGGGUAUGAAGUCUCUGAAGAUUCCUUUUUCCAGAACAUGUUGAAUUUGUACAAUUUCUCUGCUAAGGUGAUGGCUGACCAGCUCCGCAAGCCUCCCAGCCGGGACCAGUGGAGCAUGACGCCCCAGACGGUGAAUGCCUACUACCUUCCAACCAAGAAUGAGAUCGUCUUCCCCGCUGGCAUCCUGCAGGCCCCCUUCUACACCCGGAACCACCCCAAGGCCCUGAACUUUGGUGGCAUCGGCGUGGUGAUGGGCCAUGAGUUGACACAUGCCUUUGAUGACCAAGGGCGCGAAUAUGACAAGGAAGGGAACCUGCGGCCCUGGUGGCAGAAUGAGUCACUGGCAGCCUUCCGGAACCACACGGCCUGCAUGGAGGAGCAGUACAGCCAGUACCAGGUCAAUGGGGAGAGGCUCAACGGCCGCCAGACGCUGGGGGAGAACAUCGCUGACAACGGGGGACUUAAGGCUGCCUAUAACGCUUACAAAGCGUGGCUGAGAAAGCACGGGGAGGAGCAGCAGUUGCCGGCUGUGGGGCUCACCAAUCACCAGCUCUUCUUUGUGGGAUUUGCCCAGGUGUGGUGCUCAGUCCGCACACCCGAGAGCUCUCACGAGGGGCUGGUGACCGACCCCCACAGCCCUGCCCGCUUCCGCGUGCUGGGUACUCUCUCCAACUCCCGUGACUUCCUGUGGCACUUCGGCUGCCCUGUCGGCUCUCCCAUGAACCCAGGGCAGCUGUGUGAGGUGUGGUAGACGUGGGACUGGGGAGAAUUGGCUGGCUGUUGCCAGGGCCUGGGGCAGCUCGCCGGGCAAGGAUGUUCGCUCCAGGUUUAGAGAGGUCAAAUGCCAGCUCCUCACCACAGGUGACGUGAGUCCCAGUCCUCCCUCAAACACCACAUUGUGCCUCUGCUUUGGGGGUACCCCUGCCUCCAGCGGAGCCCCCACCAUUCACUGUGACAUCCUUCCAUGUCACCCUGCCUGGAAGAGGCCUGGGUGGGGGGCACCAGUUCCCGCAGGAAGGAGUCUGCCUCUUCUGGUCCUAAGAUCACUUGACUUGGUGGCCUUGGGACCUGCUGUGCCUGCUGUACUCUGACCACACAGGGUCUGGAGUGGUGUGCCUCCCAUGCUUCUCCCAGAGGCUCACUCAGUGUCCACUUGGGAGUGGAUUCAGCUCCUUUCAGCUCCCCCUCAGGGGCUGUCCCCCACCCCAUGUUCCUCAUGCUGCUGCUCCCGAUACUCCUGCCAACCCUCAUUGACAGACCAACUGUACUCAGCUCUUAGUGGAAGCCUGAGGGCCUUUACAAGCCCUCCUGCUGCAUCCUGGUUUCCCUGGGCUCAGGGGAAGUAUGUGUGGUGUGUAUGUAUAGGGGAUGCUGGUUCCUGUGUCUUGGGGCACAAGUCUUAGGGGAUGACUAUCUUCCCUGGCCCAAGCAGAAAAGCAGAUAGAACAGGGAGAGAGAAAGAUAGAGUUUAUUUUUACAGGGGAGAGGGUGGGGAGGGAGGGGUCUUGGCCC
Leopardus geoffroyi (Geoffroy's cat) is the source of this 3564-nucleotide messenger RNA. RefSeq names its product endothelin-converting enzyme 2. Gene Ontology annotation, molecular function: S-adenosylmethionine-dependent methyltransferase activity; metalloendopeptidase activity. The transcript has 20 exons. The record is from RefSeq and is a predicted model, not a curated record. Lineage: Eukaryota; Metazoa; Chordata; Mammalia; Carnivora; Felidae. Gene Ontology annotation, biological process: protein processing. The coding region runs from base 65 to 2803 and encodes 912 amino acids. Gene Ontology annotation, cellular component: plasma membrane.